Molecule: messenger RNA, 435 nt
Organism: Wasmannia auropunctata (little fire ant)
Lineage: Eukaryota; Metazoa; Arthropoda; Insecta; Hymenoptera; Formicidae
Exons: 4
Coding region: 1-435 (144 amino acids)
Source: RefSeq, a predicted model, not a curated record
AUGGCCGAUCUCACACCACGCGGUAUCGCGAUAUUCUCGAACUCUGCCAAAAACUCGCGCGAUCCGCCCGACAACGAAACCGGCGGCCGACAAUAUACUUUAGCGACGUUCGUCUCACCAAGAGCGGCAGCUAAGAUCUCUAAUCCUGGUUUCGUCAAUCGACAGUUACUCGAGAUCCUGCGUCCUUCCCAGGCAACAACCACAACACAAGUGUCGCUCGACGGUCCUUCCGGCAGCACGCAGAUUAAUGUUAUACGUAUUACUAUUUUGCUGUUGCGCAUCGAGUGUAACGUGAUAAAAACAACUUACAAGGAGGUAAAAGAGGAUUCGAGCAGAGGAGAAGGAGGUCUAGGAGAGACAUCGGGUGCCAGUGGAGCAACUUUGCGAAUCAUCGUAGCUAGCCUGAUAACUCCACUGUUGCGCAUCGGUCGGUGA